CUUAAAAUAAAUGACUAUUCGACAAUGGAUAAUUCGUUGCUGGUACUCGUCGUGUUGUAUUCAAUAUUAAGUGAAGCAGUCAGCGACCAGUGCAAAAAUGAUUGCCCACAAGAGGGUAAGACGAUAUGCGCGUUGAGUGAAAAGGACAGAAAGUAUAUUAUGUUUCCAUCCGAAUGUGCUUUGAAGGCUUACAGUGCUUGUCAUAAUGUUGAAUUGGCAACAACACCAAUCAAGUUCUGCAUUAACAAUGAGAUAAAGAAGUUCAGGAGGAUGUAUGGGGAGUCCUGCCCAUUGUUCUGCCCCACCCAUUACAGGCCUGUCUGUGGCAUGAACAAUAUGAGAUCCUAUAUGUAUAAGGCGUUUAACAACGCUUGCUACUUCGACAUGCUCGCUUGUAGGGGCGAUGAGAUGAAUGAAUACACAGAAGUGCCAUUAGAAUUUUGUCAGAGGCAUCUCAUGAAGAAUAUAUUUAAGGAGAAGGUUGUCGUCUCCGGCCUCCACGACUACAGAGAUUACCACGAAUAUUAAUAUGAAAGAAUCAUAUGCAUCGUUUUGUAAUAAUAUCCAUAGAGUUAUUUUAUUAUUAUUAAAUGUA
This is a messenger RNA of Spodoptera litura, 595 nucleotides long. RefSeq lists its product as uncharacterized. NCBI's taxonomy places the organism in Eukaryota, Metazoa, Arthropoda, Insecta, Lepidoptera, Noctuidae. The record is from RefSeq and is a predicted model, not a curated record. Gene Ontology annotation, molecular function: protein binding.